AUGGCCUGCACAACGCAAUCUAUGACCCUCGAGUCGUAUCCAGAUGCUACCUCAACGUCUUUUGCGUCGACUCCCAGCGAGGGAACCGGUCUUUUGCGCGACCGAAGGCGUAGGCACUCGUUCCACACGGCUCGGAAGUUGUCUUGUGACUAUGAUGGCGAUGCUAUUUUUCUGAGGGUUGAGCUCUUCCUAACGGAAUUGGAGAGACGCAUGCAUUGGAUCGAACAGUAUCGAAAGUCGCACAUGGUUCAGAUCGACUCGAGUCUUCGCAGAGCGUAUGCGACCCUGGAAGCCGUGAGGGACUCAUGCUCCUACGCCUCCGGGGAGCUUAUGGGAGGUGGAAAGAAGAGAGCCAAGAUCCUGGUCGAAACCCUCGAGGACCGCUACAACGAUGCGCUGGCUACAAAGGAGACGCUGGAGCAAAAGGCUCAAGCCGGAGUACGCCUGAUGGAGUCCUUCCUGGUCGAGCUGGAAUCUCGAGCCCAUGCGGUUCGCGACCGGGGUAUUUAUGGCGCUCUGGACGAUGGAUGGAAGGCGGUCGACUCGAAGUUGGUGCACGCUCGUGAGGUGGUCGACGAGGGGAUAGAACAGGCUCGUCGAGCCAAGGAUUCGCUACGGGAGAGCAUUAACCGUGCCAUUUUACUAGCUCAAGAGCAGCGAUUGAUCACUUACGCUGACCUUCCUCACCCGUGGCGAAUCAAUCCCCACAUCUUGCAGGGAUAUCGCUUUUCCUCAUCGAAGGUGGAAUGUCUCAUGUCAGUCUUCAGCUUCUGCAACGAAACCGUCAAUAUCUGGUCGCACCUGAUCGGUCUCUUCAUUGUGCUCUCGGUCGCCUUCUACUUUUACCCUCUGAAUCCUAAUUUUCACCUGAGCACCAAAACCGAUGUGGCGAUCGCUGCCGUAUUUUUCUUUGCUGCGUGCAAGUGUCUGGUCUGCAGUACCCUGUGGCACACCAUGAACAGCAUUGCCAACCAGCCGCUUAUGGAGAGAUUUGCGUGUGUCGAUUACACGGGGAUCUCGCUUCUGGUGGCCGCCUCUAUUGUGACUACCGAGUACACGGCUUUCUACUGCGAGCCCGUUUCUCGCUGGACAUAUAUCUUGCUGACCAUGUCGCUCGGAAUCGGCGGUGUCAUUCUGCCCUGGCAUCCCACUUUUAAUCGUAAUGACUUGGCUUGGGCUCGUGUGGCAUUCUAUGUGACGCUUGCGCUUACAGGAUUUGCGCCCUUGUUCCAGCUCACUUAUACGCGCGGAUUCGCCUGGUGUCUUUACUUCUAUGCCCCCGUCGUGAAGAGUAUUCUGGUCUACUUUGCCGGAGCCUGCAUCUACGCCUCUCAGGUUCCUGAGCGGUGGCGCCCUGGGCUUUUCGACUACUUCGGUGGCAGCCACAACAUCUGGCAUCUGGCUGUGCUCGGUGGUAUUCUGUUCCACUACUGCGCCAUGCAGGAUUUGUUCGCCAAUGCUUUCGUCCGAGCUAAGGGAGAAUGCCCCAGCUUGACGGCAUGA
Molecule: messenger RNA, 1503 nt
Organism: Aspergillus fischeri NRRL 181
Lineage: Eukaryota; Fungi; Ascomycota; Eurotiomycetes; Eurotiales; Aspergillaceae
Product: hemolysin III family protein
Exons: 2
Coding region: 1-1503 (500 amino acids)
Cellular component (GO): membrane
Molecular function (GO): signaling receptor activity
Source: RefSeq, a predicted model, not a curated record